GGUGCUCCCCACGAUACUGAUAUUGAUACCACUGGAGAAUGUUCUCAAUUCUUCGUCAUGUAUCCUUCUUUGUUUCCGCCCCUCGACAACUUUCCAUAUCAGAACUUUGGAACAUUCUCUGAGUGUUCGGCAGACUACAUUUCAUCUUACUUGUCCCAAUUCAAUAGUGAAGACCUUGCAACGUGCCUGUACACUAACAGACCUACUAGAAAAGAAUUUUUAAAUCAGUUCUGUCAAGGUUUACCCGGAACAAAAUAUGGACCAGACGACCAGUGUAAAAUCUUCUUUGGCAUGAACAGUUCCGUCUGCUCGUCUGGAAAUGAUAAGUUACUGGAGGGAUAUGUUGAUUACAAUCGAUGUAGACUCGAGUUAAAGGAUGGGUCUUAUGUUAGACUAUUUCAAUGUUCCAAUGAAGGAGAUUGUGAAAAUUCGUACGGGGUACAGGAUGUUUUUGAUGGUACCAGAUGUUUAGAUGAAGAUGGAACUAUGGGAGAUAAGUAUUGUUAUCACGGAGAAUGCCAAGAGAAAUACAAGAUUUGCAAUCCUGAAGAUUAUCCUGGGAACUAAAUUGACAAUGCGAAUUAGGACAAUCUUGAUACAAUCACGACUCAAAAAUUAUUUUUCUUCAUAUAAGAUUCAAUAUUUUCUUACCAGUUUAAAGUUCUCUUCCUCUGUGAAUUUUAACAUCUUUUCUAUAUUUUAUGAUUACUUUGCUGAUAACAAAUCGUUACUUUCAAAUGUCAACAUAAUAUUUGUUUUUCGAUCAAAAUAAAAUAGCAUUCAACAGAA
Ruditapes philippinarum (Manila clam) is the source of this 789-nucleotide messenger RNA. RefSeq names its product A disintegrin and metalloproteinase with thrombospondin motifs 17-like. The record is from RefSeq and is a predicted model, not a curated record. Lineage: Eukaryota; Metazoa; Mollusca; Bivalvia; Venerida; Veneridae. The transcript is spliced from 4 exons. The coding region runs from base 58 to 567 and encodes 169 amino acids.